AUGUCGCAUCAGGAGCAACAGGAGCAAGAAAUCGAAGCUCUCGAAGCGAUUUAUUCAGAAGAAGAAAUCCAUGUAGCGUGUCGUGAUUAUCCAGACAUCGAAUUGAGCAUUGAACUCAAAUCGAAUCAGUACGAUGAUCCGACAGACGACGAUUUCGACGUAUCGCUAGGCAUUGAAUUUCCAGAAAAAUACCCGGAUGAGAUUCCAAAAAUCACAUUAUCCGGUAUUGAAGAUGCAUUCACUGAGGAACGAAUCGCCGAGUCAAUUCAAAAACUUCAAUCGGUAGCUGAGGAAAAUCUUGGGAUGGUUAUGGUCUUUGCAAUUGUAUCUGCUCUUCAAGAUGAAAUUGGCGAACUUGUUGAAGUAAAGAAAAAGGCGAAAGAAGAAAUCAAAGAGAUUGAAAAAGAGAAAAAAGAAGCAGAGAGUCGGAAGAAAUUCGAGGGAACGGUCGUAACUCCUGAAUCAUUCCGUGCUUGGAAAGAAAAGUUCGAUGCUGAGCGGAAAGCAGAAAUCGACUUGGCUGAAAAGGAGAGAUUGGCAAAUCUGGCCGGCCGUUUGACGGGUCGACAAUUAUUCCUUCGUGACGCUACACUUAAUUUAUCCGAUGUUACUUUGAUUGGAGCACAGGAUGAAGUGGAAAUCGAUGAGAGUCUCUUCGAUAAUGAGGAACUCGAAGGACUUGAUAUGGAUUCCGACGAGGACGACGAAUAG
Messenger RNA from Caenorhabditis remanei, 711 nucleotides. RefSeq lists its product as uncharacterized. Bases 1 to 711 code for a protein of 236 amino acids. Gene Ontology annotation, biological process: cytoplasmic translation. The record is from RefSeq and is a predicted model, not a curated record. Gene Ontology annotation, molecular function: protein binding. The transcript is spliced from 5 exons. NCBI's taxonomy places the organism in Eukaryota, Metazoa, Nematoda, Chromadorea, Rhabditida, Rhabditidae.